CACAGAGCAGAUUUAAAUCCUGUAGGGCAAUUCGGUCUCCUGCAGAGCACAGCAGUUCAUCUGAGAGGUGGACUUAGACACAUUAGGUACAGUUGCACAGAGUGUGGACGACUAUCCUCAAGUAAUGUCUCCUUCUAAGGAGUCAGAUGAGCUUAUUUUCUUUGUGAAUGGAAAAAAGGUCACCGAGAGGAAUGCAGACCCUGAGGUUAAUUUAUUGUUCUACUUGAGAAAAGUCAUCCGACUCACAGGGACAAAGUAUGGCUGUGGAGGAGGUGACUGUGGCGCCUGCACAGUGAUGAUCUCAAGAUACGACCCCAUCUCCAAAAGGAUCAGGUACCUGCCCUCACCAGCAGGCUUGAGGCUGACUCCAGCCCUGACUUCCACAGGACUUACUCCUGGCACACUGGGGCAGCGUUUCAUUCUACAGAGGAACCUAAAAUAAACAACCUAUAAGUUACCACCUGGAGACUGUGGCAUAGAGUCCUAGCAAUGUUGGCACUACAUUUUACAAAUGAUGGAAACUGGGGUUCUAUGGGACUUUGUACGUUCACCAUAGCCAGAGAACUAGUGAGCCCCAAGUCCACUGGUCUGUAAAGCGAGAUUCUUUGUAUGAGUGCCACUCCAAGAGAGCUGUGAAAGGGCUUCUUUCUUCCACCUGCUAAACGACUCUUUCCCUAAGCACAGAGGACCAGUCAUUUCUCUGCCACUGCCUGCCUGGUUCCCAUCUGCUCUCUCCAUGGGGCUGCUGUCACUACAGUAGAAGGCAUAGGAAGCACCAAAACCAGGAUACACCCUGUCCAGGAAAGGAUUGCCAAAGGCCAUGGUACCCAGUGUGGGUUCUGCACUCCCGGGAUGGUGAUGAGCAUCUAUACUCUCCUGAGGAACCACCCAGAGCCCUCCACAGAACAGAUAAUGGAAACCCUGGGCGGGAAUCUAUGCCGCUGCACUGGAUACAGGCCCAUUGUGGAGAGUGCGAAAAGUUUCUGCCCGAGUUCAACUUGCUGCCAGAUGAAUGGGGAAGGGAAAUGUUGCUUGGAUGAAGAAAAAAACGAGCCUGAGAGAAAAAACAGUGUUUGCACCAAGUUGUAUGAAAAAAAAGAAUUUCAGCCCUUGGAUCCAACUCAGGAGCUUAUAUUUCCACCUGAGCUGAUGAGGAUGGCCGAGGAGUCCCAAAAUACAGUUCUGACUUUUCGUGGGGAAAGGACUACCUGGAUUGCCCCAGGAACCCUAAAUGACCUUCUGGAACUGAAAAUGAAGCAUCCCAGCGCUCCACUUGUGAUUGGCAACACCUAUCUGGGGCUUCAUAUGAAGUUCACAGACGUAUCUUAUCCAAUUAUCAUCUCUCCUGCAAGGAUCUUAGAAUUAUUUGUGGUGACUAAUACAAAGCAAGGGCUGACACUGGGCGCAGGCCUCAGCCUGACCCAGGUGAAGAACGUCUUGUCUGACGUGGUCUCCAGACUCCCUAAGGAGAAGACGCAGAUAUACUGUGCUCUCCUGAAGCAGCUGAAGACCCUGGCUGGGCAGCAGAUCAGGAAUGUGGCCUCCUUAGGUGGUCAUAUUAUCAGUAGACUGCCGACCUCUGACCUCAACCCUAUUUUGGGCAUAGGCAAUUGCAUCCUCAAUGUUGCCUCAACAGAAGGAAUACAGCAAAUCCCUCUGAAUGAUCAUUUUCUCGCUGGAGUUCCAGAUGCAAUCCUGAAGCCAGAGCAAGUGCUCAUCUCCGUUUUUGUGCCACGCUCCAGCAAGUGGGAGUUUGUAUCAGCCUUCAGACAGGCCCCUCGUCAGCAAAACGCGUUUGCAACAGUGAAUGCUGGAAUGAAAGUCGUUUUCAAGGAGGACACAAACACCAUUACAGACUUGGGGAUCUUAUAUGGAGGGAUUGGUGCCACCGUAAUCAGCGCAGAUAAGUCCUGCCGGCAGCUGAUUGGAAGGUGCUGGGAUGAAGAAAUGCUGGAUGAUGCUGGCAAGAUGAUUUGUGAGGAAGUCUCCCUCCUGAUGGCAGCCCCUGGAGGGAUGGAGGAAUACCGAAAGACUCUUGCCAUCAGUUUCCUCUUCAUGUUUUACUUAGACGUGUUGAAGCAGUUAAAGACGAGGGACCCCCACAAGUACCCUGACAUCUCACAGAAACUCCUACACAUUCUGGAAGACUUCCCUUUAACCAUGCCUUAUGGGAUGCAGUCAUUUCAGGAUGUAGACUUCCAACAGCCUCUGCAAGACCCAAUCGGACGUCCCAUCAUGCAUCAGUCUGGCAUUAAACACGCCACAGGAGAGGCAGUAUUUUGUGAUGAUAUGUCUGUGUUGCCUGGGGAACUCUUCUUGGCAGUGGUAACCAGCAGCAAGUCACAUGCUAAAAUCAUCUCUCUUGAUGCCUCCGAGGCCUUGGCGUCACUUGGUGUGGUUGAUGUGGUAACAGCUCGAGAUGUGCCUGGUGACAAUGGCAGAGAAGAGGAAAGCCUAUAUGCACAGGAUGAGGUGAUCUGCGUGGGUCAAAUUGUGUGUGCUGUGGCCGCUGACUCUUAUGCUCAUGCCCAGCAGGCCGCAAAAAAAGUGAAGAUUGUCUAUCAAGACAUAGAGCCCAUGAUUGUGACAGUGCAGGAUGCACUGCAAUAUGAAUCAUUCAUUGGACCUGAAAGAAAACUAGAACAAGGAAAUGUUGAGGAAGCAUUUCAAUGUGCCGAUCAAAUCCUCGAAGGGGAGGUGCACUUGGGAGGCCAGGAGCAUUUUUACAUGGAGACUCAAAGCGUACGUGUGGUCCCCAAGGGAGAGGAUAAGGAGAUGGACAUCUAUGUGUCAAGCCAGGAUGCUGCAUUUACACAGGAAAUGGUGGCUCGCACCUUGGGCAUCCCAAAGAAUAGGAUCAACUGCCAUGUGAAAAGGGUUGGUGGAGCCUUCGGAGGGAAAGCAAGCAAGCCUGGGCUCCUGGCAUCCGUGGCAGCUGUAGCCGCACAGAAGACCGGCCGCCCAAUACGUUUCAUUCUAGAGCGUAGGGAUGACAUGUUGAUAACUGGAGGACGUCACCCACUACUCGGGAAAUACAAGAUUGGCUUCAUGAACAAUGGGAAAAUCAAGGCGGCAGACAUCCAGCUUUAUAUCAAUGGAGGCUGCACCCCAGAUGAUUCUGAACUGGUGAUAGAAUAUGCUUUGCUCAAACUGGAAAAUGCUUACAAGAUCCCCAACCUCCGUGUCCGAGGUCGAGUCUGUAAGACCAACUUGCCUUCCAAUACAGCGUUUCGAGGAUUUGGCUUUCCCCAGGGGGCAUUUGUAACAGAAACCUGUAUGUCCGCUGUGGCAGCCAAAUGCCGCUUACCACCAGAGAAGGUUCGAGAGCUAAACAUGUACAGAACAAUCGAUAGGACAAUUCACAACCAAGAGUUUGACCCAACGAAUCUGCUACAGUGCUGGGAGGCAUGUGUGGAAAAUUCUUCCUACUAUAACAGGAAAAAAGCUGUGGAUGAAUUUAACCAACAGAGAUUUUGGAAGAAGAGAGGAAUUGCCAUCAUCCCCAUGAAAUUCUCAGUUGGAUUUCCAAAGACAUUUUAUUAUCAGGCUGCCGCUUUGGUCCAGAUCUACACAGAUGGGUCUGUACUAGUUGCUCAUGGUGGUGUUGAACUGGGACAAGGUAUUAACACCAAAAUGAUACAGGUGGCCAGCCGUGAAUUAAAGAUACCUAUGUCUUAUAUACACCUGGAUGAGAUGAGCACUGUGACCGUCCCCAACACGGUUACCACUGGAGCAUCCACCGGUGCCGAUGUCAACGGGAGAGCUGUUCAGAAUGCCUGUCAGAUCCUUAUGAAGCGUCUGGAACCCAUCAUCAAGCAGAAUCCUAGUGGUACCUGGGAAGAAUGGGUUAAGGAAGCUUUUGUUCAAAGCAUUAGCCUCUCGGCCACUGGAUAUUUUAGGGGUUACCAAGCUGACAUGGACUGGGAGAAGGGAGAAGGUGACAUUUUUCCCUAUUUUGUUUUUGGAGCUGCCUGUUCUGAGGUUGAAAUUGAUUGUCUGACGGGAGCUCACAAGAACAUUAGAACCGACAUUGUUAUGGAUGGAUCAUUCAGUAUAAAUCCUGCUGUGGACAUAGGCCAGAUUGAAGGGGCAUUUGUUCAAGGUCUUGGACUGUAUACUCUAGAGGAACUGAAAUAUUCACCUGAAGGAGUCCUAUACACUCGUGGUCCACACCAGUACAAAAUAGCAUCAGUUACCGACAUCCCAGAAGAAUUCCAUGUAUCACUGUUGACACCAACCCCAAACCCAAAAGCCAUCUACUCUUCUAAGGGCCUUGGCGAAGCUGGAACGUUUCUGGGCUGUUCUGUGUUCUUCGCUAUUGCCGCGGCCGUGGCUGCAGCUCGAGAGGAGAGAGGCUUGUCCCCAAUUUGGGCCAUAAACAGCCCUGCCACAGCAGAAGUGAUCCGCAUGGCCUGUGAGGACCAGUUCACGAACCUGGUUCCACAAACGGAUUCUAAAUGCUGUAAGCCGUGGUCCAUCCCAGUUGCCUAGUGCUUGGGGUUCCAGCACAAAAGCAGAUGGACUUAAAACUUCCACAGGUCACAAAUAUAAAUAUCUAUAUCUAAAAUAUGUAGAAAAUUAGAGGCAAUUCUUAAAUUUUCAUAUUUACAAAAUAUUGUAAUCUUUAAUCACAUGCACUAUAAGCAACGAUGUUUACGGAGCUUCAGCCAAAGGUCAUGUUUAAUUCAAUAUAUUAAACGGAAUUUUCCACUGUGUGAAGAAUUUCUGUGCUGAGUCUACAGAGAAAAUGAACAUCUAUUCUCCACUAUAUGUUCCUAUUCUGAAAAAGAAAUAAACAUAAAAAAGAGAAAUAGCCAGGCAGUGGUGGUGCGUGCCUGUAAUCCGAGCACUUGAGAGGCAGAGGCAGGCAAGGAUUUAUGAGUUCAAGGCCAGCCUGGUCUACAGAGUGAGUUCCAGGACAGCCAAGACUGCACAGAGAAACUCUGUCUCAAAAAAACAAACCAACAACAAAAACAAAAAAGCAAAAAAAAACAGAGAAAUGAACAGGAUUCUGUGAUUGUUUACCUAUAGUUUUUGAAGUUCCAGCAUUAUAAUGCUGUGUGUAAAAUGACUUGCUAAUCAUUCUAUAUUAAAUGUAGAGUUUUGGAGUAGAGAGUCUGCAGCACAAGUUUGUUGGAAAGUCCCUUGAUUUUUUUUUUCUAAGACUCUGUUUCCGAAGAUUCAUUGAGAUGCUACACAUGGCAGAGUUGCCUCUAAGAUGACCCGUCAGAGGGCAAUUUGGGGAAACUGAGGAAGCAGCUUUAGGAUGUCAAAGCAGCGGUGGCAUAUGGCCUCCCCUAACAAACGCUAGUUGAAACGAAAGCAGCCAGAUAACUGGAACCACUGUGCCUAUCAGUCAGGUUCAGAAGCACUUACUAUUUUGAUAUUCACAUCAUAUUCAAAGUUGUCCAAUCUGAAAUAUUCUAGCAUGUGCAUAAUACUCAGCUUAGACUUCACUAUGUAGUUUUUAUGGAUAUGUAAGCUUUUGUGGCAGAGACUUUCAAUGAACUGAUUUUGCACAUGGCAUUGCCUUCAGUCCAACCCAGUAACUCCUAUCUGAGCCCCAACUCUUUCCAUUUUGGGAUACUUCUGCUUCCUACAGACAUCAUCGCCAGCUCGGGGGCAGCCCAUAUGAGGAUCAAGUAAAAAAGCAGUCAGUUUGCACACAGCACAGUAAUUGUUCUCACUCCUACCUUCAUUUGAAUUUUCUCACUUCUUAAUCAGAAUUAUUAGGUAUUUAUACACAAUUCUUAAAUGCACAAAGAAAUACUGGCUUUGUUGCUUGACAUUUUAGCUUUAUUAUUUUCUAAAGAGGUUUUGCUUUGUCUUCAAGACAUAUACAUUCCUGAUUUCUCUCUUGAUACAUUUUUUCCUCUUCUUUUUGACACAAAUGGAUGGUUUUCUUUUUUUAAGUCAUUAGGGUUUAAUAAAAAUAGUUAAAAUUAUUGUGUUUCAGGGGCCAGAGAGAUGGUUCAGUGGUUAAGAUUACCGUCUGCUCUGGCAAAGAACCCAGACUCCAUUCUCAACACCCAAAUGGUAGUUACAGUCACCUGUAACUCCCAUUUCAGUGGAUCUAAUGCCUUCUUCUGGACUCUGAGGGCAUUGUGCACAAAUAGCACAAAUAUAUACAUGCAGAUAAACACACUCAUACAUAAAAUAAAAAUAGACAAACCAAAAAUUAACUUAAAAACUAUUUAAUUCACCCAGAAUAUGACAAUAGUUGAAUUUUGCAGAAUUCUGAAGUGGGCUUUUUAUCAUCUUAUCUUUGAUUGGUUGGUUGGUUUUGACACGGAAUCUUAGCUGGUUAGCCCAAACGAGCCUUGAACUCAAAAUCAUUCUUCCUAGUCCUCCUGGGGGCUGGGAUCACAGGCAUGCACCAUCAAGCCUAACUGUGUCAAUGAUUUCUCUAUAAACCUUAUGUUCUGUUUUCAUUCCUGUUCUGAAUCUAAAUAUGUAGACAUUUUAUUCUAAAACAUAUCUAUGGCUUUA
Molecule: messenger RNA, 6489 nt
Organism: Mus musculus (house mouse)
Lineage: Eukaryota; Metazoa; Chordata; Mammalia; Rodentia; Muridae
Gene: Aox3
Product: aldehyde oxidase 3
Exons: 35
Coding region: 853-4491 (1212 amino acids)
Cellular component (GO): cytoplasm
Molecular function (GO): flavin adenine dinucleotide binding; FAD binding; iron-sulfur cluster binding
Source: RefSeq, a predicted model, not a curated record